Molecule: messenger RNA, 1008 nt
Organism: Aaosphaeria arxii CBS 175.79
Lineage: Eukaryota; Fungi; Ascomycota; Dothideomycetes; Pleosporales
Product: cysteine proteinase
Exons: 2
Coding region: 73-1008 (311 amino acids)
Molecular function (GO): acetyltransferase activity
Source: RefSeq, a predicted model, not a curated record
CUUCCCGCAUCCUCAUUUCAUCACAGAGACUACCCGAUUGAGUCUGAACGAACCAUAAUUGCAUAGUACAAUAUGGCCAAUAUUCAAACACAGCCAACUUACACAAAUGAACAGGUAGAAGCUUACUUCAACCGACUUCAGGUGCCUAGGAAUCGUCGUCAAUACGAUGCUGCAUCUUUGACGCCUGAGGAGCAGUUGGAGUAUCUCACAGUUCUACUGAAACACCAUUUUGUUCGUAUUCCAUUCGAAAAUCUAUCUCUGCACUACUCUCAGCAUCGACAAAUAUCGACGCACCCAGAGGAAUUAUUCAACAAGAUCAUCGGUGACAAUAAUGGGCGUGGUGGUUAUUGUAUGGAGAACAAUUGCCUCUUUGCCACUUUACUCCGUUCUUUGGGCUUCAAAUUAUUUUCCGCCGGUGCAAGAGUCUUCGACGGCGGGAAAUGGAGUGGAUGGAGCCACAUGGUGAACAUCGUCACGAUUGGAAACAAAAGAUACCAUACCGAUGUUGGCUUUGGAGCAAACGGUCCAAUUGUGCCCAUGGAACUCGAUAAAUCGGGACCUACACAACUACACAUAUACCCAGCAACUGCUCGCCUUCAAUGGGAUAAUAUCCCUGGAAAUACCGAUGAGCACCAACGGCUCUGGAUCUAUCAACACAGAAUCAACAAUGAAUCGGAUUUUCAGACUACCUACUGCUUCACCGAACUGGAGUUCCUACCUAUUGACUAUUCUAUUAUGAACUAUUACACGAGUACCUGUCAAAGAUCUUUCUUCACGAGGACGAUCAUCGGAGAGAAGAAGUUGGUCAGCGAGGACGGCGAGACGCUUAUUGGAAAUUUGAUCUUGGGCAACGGUGACAUCAAAUGGAGAGUCAACGGGGUCAAGGAGAAAGAGAUUGCAUUUGCAUCUGAAGAAGAUAGAUUGAAAGCGUUGGAGGAACAUUUCGGGAUCCACUUUAGCCAAUCAGAAAGGGAUGGUAUCCGUGGCCUUGCAUCAGAGCUAAAAUGA